GCGGGGUUUGCGGGGCGGGGAGCGGGACCCUGCGGUACCCUGUGGCGGGGGAUGAGGCGGGGCUGAAUCCCGUAUAGCGAGGACGGAGCCCUCCGGGGCUUCUCCAGGCGGGGCCCGGCGCUGCUCCGCCCCCGACGUAGCGUGACCUUCGCCGGCCGCCGUAGCGGAGCGCUGGGAGAUGGCGGCGGCGGCGGUGGCGCGCGGUGCGGUGGCGGGGAUCCUGAGGCGUUGGGUCCCCUGGGCCGCCCGCUGCUCCGCGCCGGGACGCGCUCUCUCCGGGUGCUGCGUUAGGGAAGUGCGGGCACCGGCAGCGGCUCCGCUCUGGAAAGCGGCGCUGCCCUGGGGGAAGGGUCCCGCGGGAGGAGCCGCCUCAGUCCUCGGCAGUGUCACAUCUCUGCUCCCAAACAUACUGCAGCAGCCAGUGAGGACUGUCACUUACUACAGCUUGAGGAAAGGGAAGAGGAAAACUGUGAAAGCUGUCAUUGAGAGGUUCCUCAGGCUGCACAAUGGCCUUUGGGUUAGGAGAAAGGCUGGUUAUAAGAGGAAGCUGUGGAAGAAGUCAGCUGCCCAAAAGAAGCGUUUGAGGGAGCUGGUGUUGUGCAAUAGGACACAGUGUAAACUCCUUGAUAAAAUGACCACUUCUUUCUGGAAAAGAAGAAACUGGUAUGUUGAUGAUCCCUACCAGAAGUACCACGAUCGCACUAAUCUUCGUCUGUAGAAAUCUGUUUAAUUUGUGCAUCUCUCUAGGCAGGAGGUGCUGGCACACAGAUCUGUAACAGCUUUUACUUUUCUAAAUAAACACAGAUUCCAUAUGCCUUUGAUCAUCUGAUCAGAACUAUCAGUGCCCCAAAUAAAGGAAUAUUCAAGAUUA
Molecule: messenger RNA, 871 nt
Organism: Calypte anna (Anna's hummingbird)
Lineage: Eukaryota; Metazoa; Chordata; Aves; Apodiformes; Trochilidae
Gene: MRPL35
Product: mitochondrial ribosomal protein L35
Exons: 4
Coding region: 179-718 (179 amino acids)
Biological process (GO): translation
Cellular component (GO): ribosome; mitochondrion
Molecular function (GO): structural constituent of ribosome
Source: RefSeq, a predicted model, not a curated record